Anthonomus grandis grandis is the source of this 1774-nucleotide messenger RNA. RefSeq names its product cytochrome P450 4C1-like. The record is from RefSeq and is a predicted model, not a curated record. Lineage: Eukaryota; Metazoa; Arthropoda; Insecta; Coleoptera; Curculionidae. The coding region runs from base 54 to 1550 and encodes 498 amino acids. The transcript is spliced from 10 exons. Gene Ontology annotation, molecular function: oxidoreductase activity, acting on paired donors, with incorporation or reduction of molecular oxygen; iron ion binding; heme binding.
AAGACCUUUGUGGCCGGUAGACCUAUAGUUUUCAGGUUUUCAAAUAUACAAAGAUGUUUAUAUCUGAGUUGACCAAAUAUCUAUCUUUGUCUUUUAUUGUGUUAUUAGGGGUGUUUUACGCAAAACUAUUUUACGUAAAUAGGAGACAGCUUAAAUUUGCAUGGCAUAAUAAUGGAUUCUUUCUUCCUAUACUACCUAUUUUGGGAUCUACGUACGUGAGCAUUUUUGCUAAAAGAAGAAACGUCUUGGCUAUUGCAAAUUGGUGCUUUAAAUAUAUAGGAGGACCACUUAACUUUUGGAAUGGGCAUAUAUACUGUUAUGCUACCAAUAAUGCCGAAGAACUAAAAAUUAUAAUGAACCAUCCCAAAUGCCUUAAUAAAGGUAAAGUUUACAUAGAUGUGGAAAGGAUUUUAGGAGUAAACAGUUUAGCCUUUGCUUUAUCUGAUACUUGGCGUGGACGAAGACGGCAUUUUUUAAAAAACUUUAAGACUGGAAUCUUAAAAACUUACAUAGAGACAUAUUAUAAAUGCAGCAUCAAGCUUGUAGAUGAUCUAAAAAAAUUAAAUGGUGAUGUAACUUCUCCAAAGUUACUUAAUACGUAUGUGUUUAAAGCUUUUAGUGAAACUUCACUUGGAAUUAGUGAACAAGAAUGUCAAGGCGAAAUAAUGGAAUUCGGCAAGCUAAGAUUAAAAAUAGAAGAAGCUAUUACAUCCAAACUUCUGCUACCAUUUUUGCCCUUUUCUUGGUGGUCAUACUGUUUUCCUUUGGGGCGCAAAUAUAAGGAGUAUUACGAUAGAAUUAAAAUUAUUGUCGAGAGGAUUGUACGAGAAAAGAAAAUAAAAAUAGCACAAGACCUAGAUUACAUUGAGAAUAGUACUGAACUACCACUUUUGGAUCUAAUCUUGAGCUACAAUAACAAAAUAUCGUCAGAAGAGGAAAUAUGUCAAGAAAUUAUUUUGUUUGGAAGUGCGUCUAACGAAACCAGUUCCUUGGUUCUCUUCUUGGGACUUACGUUGCUAGGAGUUUACCAGGAUAUUCAGGAAAAUGUUUAUAACGAAGUUAUGACAGAAAUAGGAGAUAACGAUAUUACUUCUCAAAAUGUCGGCUUUUUAAAAUACACUGAAGCAGUUAUAUCUGAAAUUUUGAGAUUGCUACCACCUUUACCUCUUAUUAGCCGAAAAACUGGAGCGGAUAUAGACAUUGGUACUAAAAUUGUCCCAAAAGGUACAGACAUAUUAGUGCCCUUGUACCAACUCCACAGGAAUCCAAAAUACUGGGAGAAUCCAGAAAAAUUUGAUCCUACUAGAUUUUUACCUGAAAAUAUAAAUAAAAUUGUGCCAUAUUCGUACAUGCCAUUUUCUGCUGGACCUAGGGAUUGCAUAGGAAAACAUCAAGCGAUGGCUCUUCUGAAAAUCACAUACGCAAAUGUCAUUAGAAACUUCAGAAUACGAAGUACUCACACAUCUAUUCAGGACUUUGAUUUAUGCUCUGCUAUUACAUUAUAUCCUAAUAAACAUUUGGAUCUUCGCUUUGAACUAAGACAAAAUUAAUACUGUUAUUUUUAAGAGUAAGUUUUUAGAGAUUAUUGAGAUUUGUCAAUUUCAUAUUGCUUUUUAAUGCAAAUUAAUAUUAAGCAAAAACCUCCGAAAUAAUGAAUUAGGGAAACGUUAUGUUCGAUAACCAAUAGAUAUGAGAAAAUAAAAUUAUUACUAUUUUAUCAAUAUUGUUAUGUCAUAUGAAUAAAACAUAUUUUAAUAAUUAAUAAUAAAGGAUA